This is a messenger RNA of Zophobas morio, 1188 nucleotides long. RefSeq names its product cytochrome P450 4C1-like. Gene Ontology annotation, molecular function: heme binding; monooxygenase activity; iron ion binding. The record is from RefSeq and is a predicted model, not a curated record. The transcript has 9 exons. The coding region runs from base 1 to 1188 and encodes 395 amino acids. Lineage: Eukaryota; Metazoa; Arthropoda; Insecta; Coleoptera; Tenebrionidae.
AUGACCACGCGACCAACAGAUGUAGAAAAAAUAUUAACAAAUUGUCUAAGCAAAUCGCCUUUUUACGACAAUCUUGGUGGUGUAAUAAAAGACAGCCUUCUGAUACUAAAAGUCAAUCUCUGGAAAGAACAUCGCAAAAUGAUCAAUCCCUCGUUUAAUUCGACGAUUUUAAAUUCAUUCCAUGACGUAUUUGUCAAGUAUUCGAGGGAAAUGGUGGAGUUUUUGAGCGAUGCUGAAGGAAGCGAACAAACGGAUCUCGUUUCAGUCAUCUGGGAAAAAACACUGGAUUCCGCGUUAGCAACUUUAACCACCGUAAAACCCCAUCUGAUAAAAGAACUAAGACGUCUCAUUCCAGUUACCGUCAAAAUCGAAGACACAUUUAUACAAAGAUUCCAUAAAUUUUGGCUGCUCAUCGAUUUCUUUUGGCAAAAAUCUAGCUUAAAUAAGGAGUUUGAAUCGGCUUGUCCAACUGCUCACGCAGUUAUCAACAAUAUAAUAUCAGAAGAACGCAAAUCUGAAUUUUCAGGUCGAAGUCAGCGUUUCCUACCGCAUUUGAUUAAAUUAAACCAAACAAAGCACAUCGCCGACCAAGAAAUUCUGGAAGAAAUGAGUUUGAUGCUUGUAGCGUCGAGUGAAACGACAGCACUAACAGUCAAUAUAGUUUUAACGAUUUUAGGAAUCUAUCCAGACAUUCAGGAAAAAGUAUUCCAGGAACUCGUUUCAGUUCUACCAACCAUAAAAAAAAAUCCGACUUUGGAAGACAUCAGUCGUCUGGAUUAUCUAAAACGUGUGAUAAAAGAAACGAUGAGAUUAGUCCCUAUCAUUCCCUUCAUUUUGCGAUAUACCGACGAAGACAUUAAAUGUGACCCAUAUAUUUUUCCCGCCGGGUCUAAUUUAUUCGUUCCUAUAAUCCUACUACACAGGGAUCCGGAAGUAUGGUCAGAGCCCGAAAAAUUUGAUCCUGAUCGGUUUCUUCCCGAUAAAAUUACGAAAAGACAUCGCUGUUCCUACAUUCCUUUUAGUUUUGGUUUAAGGUAUGGAAUGAUGUCAGUGAAAAUAAUGCUUGCAACAAUUCUGAGAACUUUCAAGGUACAAACUCUUGAUUUGAAAUCAUGGAAGGAGAUCGAAUGGGACUAUUUGAUCAUGCUGAAACCUAAAAUUAGUCUGUCUUUUAUAAGCAACCAAUAG